CCCUUCCCCUGCUCCGGCAGCUUCGGCCGGCCCCGGCUCGCUCCAGUGCGCGUCAGCGGCGCGGCCGGGCUGCAGCCUCCGAAAAAUGGAGAUGGCCACUCCUGCCACGUCCAAGUGCAUCAUGUACUGGAAGAGGAAAGUCAAGUCUGAGUACAUGCGGCUGCGGCAGCUCAAGAGGUUCCAGGCGAACAUGGGAGCCAAGGCUCUGUUUGUGGCCAACUUUGCAAAGGUUCACGAAAAGACUCAAAUUCUGAAUGAAGACUGGAAGAAGCUUCGAGUCCAGCCAGUGCAACUGAUGAAGCCAGUCAGCGGGCACCCAUUCCUGAAGCAGUGUACUGUGGAGAGCAUUUUCCCGGGGUUCCCAAGCCAGACACUGUACAUGAGGACUCUGAACACAGUGGCACUGGUGCCCAUUAUGUACUCCUGGUCCCCCCUCCAGCAGAACUUCAUGGUGGAGGAUGAGACUGUCCUGUGCAAUAUUCCUUACAUGGGGGAUGAGGUGAAGGAAGAAGAUGAAACUUUCAUUGAAGAACUUAUUAACAACUAUGAUGGGAAAGUGCAUGGAGAGGAAGAAAUGAUUUCAGGGUCAGUCCUCAUCAGUGAUGCUGUGUUCCUGGAGCUGGUGAAUGCCCUGAAUCAGUACUCAGAUGAGGAAGAGGAAGGACACAAUGAUUCUGAGGUUAAACAAGAGGAUGGAAAAGAGGAGCUGCCAAUCACAAGAAAAAGGAAGAGAACUGCAGUGGAAGGUACCAAGAAGUGCUCCAAGAAGCGUUUUCCCAACGACAUGAUUUUCACUGCCAUCUCCUCCAUGUUCCCCGAGUAUGGCUUCCCCGACGACAUGAAGGAGAGGUACCGGGAGCUCACGGAGGUGUCGGACCCCAACGUGCUGCCACCGCAGUGCACGCCCAACAUCGACGGGCCCUGCGCCAAGUCAGUGCAGCGGGAGCAGUCCCUGCACUCCUUCCACACCCUCUUUUGCCGCCGCUGCUUCAAGUACGACUGCUUCCUGCACCCUUUUCAUGCCACUCCUAACGUGUACAAACGAAAGAACAGAGAGACCAAGAUCGAGCCUGAUCCAUGCGGCGCCGACUGCUUCCUCUGGCUGGAAGGGGCCAAGGAGUUUGCUGCACUGCACAACCCCCGGUCCAAGUGCUCCGGCCGGCGCCGCCGGAGGCACCACGUGGUGGGCACUUCGUGCUCCAGCGCCCCUGCCUCCACCGUGGCGGAGACGAGGGAGGGCGACAGCGACCGCGACACGGGCAACGAGUGGGCUUCGAGCUCCUCGGAGGCAAACUCCCGCUGCCAGACCCCCACCAAGCAGAAGCUGAUCCCAGCCUGCUCCCAGCUGUUUGCAGUGGAGACUCCACAGGAGCCAGUUGAGUGGACGGGAGCUGAGGAGUCUCUCUUCCGUGUCUUCCAUGGGACCUACUUCAACAACUUCUGCUCCAUUGCCAGGCUGCUGGGCACAAAGACCUGCAAGCAGGUCUUUCAGUUUGCCGUGAAAGAGUCACUCAUAACAAAGCUGCCAACAAAUGAGUUAAUGAACCCAUCCCAGAAGAAGAAAAGGAAACACAGGCUGUGGGCUGCACACUGCAGGAAGAUUCAGCUAAAGAAAGACAAUUCUCCUACCCAGGUGUACAACUACCAGCCCUGCGACCACCCUGAGCACCCCUGCGACAGCUCCUGCCCUUGCAUCAUGACCCAGAAUUUCUGUGAGAAGUUCUGCCAGUGCAACCCAGACUGUCAGAACCGCUUCCCGGGCUGCCGCUGCAAAACGCAGUGCAACACCAAGCAGUGCCCCUGCUACCUGGCAGUGCGCGAGUGCGACCCGGACCUCUGCCUGACCUGCGGUGCCUCAGAGCACUGGGACUGCAAAGUGGUGUCCUGCAAGAACUGCAGCAUCCAGCGAGGCCUCAAAAAGCAUCUGUUGUUGGCACCCUCGGAUGUUGCUGGCUGGGGCACCUUCAUCAAGGAAUCUGUGCAGAAGAAUGAGUUCAUCUCCGAGUACUGUGGUGAGCUGAUCUCUCAGGAUGAGGCUGACCGGCGAGGGAAGGUCUAUGACAAGUACAUGUCCAGCUUCCUCUUCAACCUCAACAAUGAUUUUGUUGUUGAUGCCACACGCAAAGGAAAUAAAAUUCGCUUUGCCAACCACUCAGUGAACCCCAACUGCUAUGCCAAAGUGGUGAUGGUGAACGGAGACCACCGGAUAGGGAUCUUUGCCAAGAGGGCCAUCCAGGCGGGAGAGGAGCUCUUCUUCGACUACAGGUACAGCCAGGCAGAUGCCCUGAAGUACGUUGGCAUAGAGAGGGAGACGGACAUCAUCUAGGCUCCAUGUGGGGCAGCUCAGUGUGCCUGGCUGCUGCACCUUGUUAGUGAUGCCACAUCUGCUUCACGCUGGCAUGACUGCUGCUGUCCUGUUGCUGUGUGUGUCACAAGUGCUGCUGUUGCUCCAGAUGCCCAGAGAGAGACCUGAGGCAGGAGUGUGAGUGGCUGCUGCCAGGGUGGCAGCUCUGCCAGCCCAGGGCUGAGCAAGCUCUGAAUUGCUGUACUGUGGGAAGUCUCUUGGGCUGGAGCCCAUGGACCAAGGUAGCUGGGGUUGGAGGGAAGCUGUGGUGCAGGAGAGAGAGCCAGCCACCAGUUCUAAGUUUCUUCCAGUUUCUGCUGAUUGCUGGAAGAACAAAAGUGAGGAACCACCUGCACCGAGACCGUGGGGCAUGGCUGGGGCAGAGGGGUGGUGGUCCCCUCCAGCCCUGUCCCCUGGCCUCAGGUGCCACCUCCUGCUGUCUGUUCCGUCCUGUUGACAAGGAUGGUGAAAGGGUUAGAAGCCAUAGAGAAGUGGCUGCAGGGCCCCUUGGGCCCCAGGCUGCUGUCACUGAGGCCAUUUCCUCUCUGCCCCAGCUGGUUGGGGGAUGGAGAUGGCCUGACCAUGGUUGGCAUGGCCUGAUGCCUGCAGAGAGGGAGAGGAGCACUAUGCAAAAAGUCACUUUGGGUAGGGACACCACUGAGCUGAUUACAGACAGUGUUGUGGGGCACAAGAGUACAUGCAGGAACUCGAGUCUGAGGGGUUCCUUCCAGCCUCUGAUGUUUCUCAGGGCUGUGGGUGGCUGCUUGGCUGGUGGCUGUGCAGCUGUGUGGCCCUUCGGGGGCUGCCACCUAAAUGCUUCUGCCAGGCAGUUUUGGGGAUGCAGGAUCGGGACUCCCUGCUAGGGGCUGCCCAGAGCAGGAAACUGGUCUUGGCUACCUUCUUCUCCCUACCAGGCAAUAGCAGAGCUGGUCACUUUCAUCCUCCUCUGUCAGAACAGUCCCUUGUAGUGGGUACUGGGGAAUUCAGGAGCUAGCAAAGGGGGUAGCAGUAGGAUGAGAGUCUUUCCCGGCACAGGACCGUUCAGAUUCUACUGUGCUAGGCUUUGGACAGGGCACAGUGGAGCUGCUGCUGCCUGCGGGGACCCAGGAAAGGCUCCUCAGAAACCUGCCACAGGGGUUCUGACACUGGCCCUGGGGAUAAAGGGGUAGGGCUCUCUGGCAGGGUGAGCAUUCCAUGCUAAAAGAAAUAGAAGGAAGCACUUUAAAUGGAUCCUGCUUGGGCCAGCAGCUGGGCCCAGGGUGGUGUUGAGGGUGGGCAGCGUUUUGGGGCAUUGGACAGAGGUGUGAAGUGCCCAGACAGGUUGUCCUUGAAUGUAGAGAGGUGCUGGGUCUGCCAUGCCCCCGUGGCACAGUCCUGCGCCAUGCCUUUCCCAGCCCCCCAUCAUUGCUGCUGUCUGUGACUCCCUCCUGCGGCUUGGGAGUCUGCAGCAGUGCUUGUAAUAACCCCAACCUCUGCCUGAGCCCUGCUCCUUGGCACCUGGCUUGCCCCAGCCUGCUCUUAGCUCGGCAUCCUCUGCCACUUUGGCCAUAUCUGCACUAUGCCAGGCUUGUGUCUGUGGUUCGUUGAUGGUGAAAAUGCACUUUAUAAAUACCGUGGCUUGUAGCCUUCGUCAUAAUAAAGUGGUAGCAAACAUCUUCCCCCA
Pogoniulus pusillus (Red-fronted tinkerbird) is the source of this 4007-nucleotide messenger RNA. It is a transcript of the gene EZH1, whose product is annotated as enhancer of zeste 1 polycomb repressive complex 2 subunit. Bases 86 to 2326 code for a protein of 746 amino acids. Gene Ontology annotation, cellular component: nucleus; ESC/E(Z) complex. The transcript has 20 exons. Gene Ontology annotation, biological process: heterochromatin formation. The record is from RefSeq and is a predicted model, not a curated record. Gene Ontology annotation, molecular function: protein binding; chromatin binding; histone H3K27 methyltransferase activity. Lineage: Eukaryota; Metazoa; Chordata; Aves; Piciformes; Lybiidae.